UCAGAUUGUGUUUGUGCCUUGUGCCACUGGGCGUCCGUGUCGGUUUGCAAAACAUUUCUCAGUUUUCGUUUCACCGUGCACAGUGCACACGCACGCACAAAAUCGUUACUGUUGUUAUUAUUAUUCUAUUGUAAUUUUUUUUCCAUCAGUUUCGAGUAGGUUUUUAUUAUUGUCAUCGUCGUUAUUAUUAUCGAAACGUAUCAAUCUUUAUUAGUAUAUUAAAAAAUCGUUAAUAUUAUAUUAUAUUGUUGUUCGUCGCGUUUUGUUUUUUUUUCCCAAAAUAUUUUAUCAUCCGCCGCCGCCGCCGUCGUCCGCGUUUACCGAGCAGCUCUCUUCUUCCAACGCCCGCACCACACGCCGAUCUCCGGACGCGUCGUGUCAACGUAAAACCCACUGCUUGCUGAUCGUUGAACCUCUCACGGAAAACCGAUCAUCGCCAAAACGAACGCAUCGGGGACGCGCCACCGUAGUGUAGCAUGUUAGGCCGCCAGUCGUCCGCCCUUCUACGUUUGUGAUAAACAAAGUUUUUCGAUACGGCCUCAAGCUGUGGACUGCAACGCCCUAUUUGAUCCCCCAUCAGGGGCUAUACUAUCCACAAAUGGUUCAAGGAGGAAUUGAUCCAUAUGCAUCACUCGCGGCAGCGUCUGGUGCAUUCCCUAUGCAACAACCCGGACAAAUGGCUGCGAUGACGCUUAAAAUGGCCAAUCCCCAGCAACCAACUCUAAUGCCAGCCACGGUGGCUGCACCUCAAAAUACAGCUCCACUUCCACCACAGGUGACUGUAGAAAGUGAUCCACCGUUGCCACCUAUUGCAUACUCACCCCCGACUGGGCUUAAUAUGUCCAUGGCGUCAUCACAACAACAGCAGCAGCAGCAUCAACAGCAUCAGCAACAUCAGCAGCAGCAGCAACAACAACAACAGCAGCAGCAACAACAACAACAACAACAACAACAACAACAACAACAACAACAACAACAGCAGCAACAACAACAACAACAACAGCAGCAAUCUGUUGGAUUAAUCAAGUCUGACCAACAACAAAUCACAGUCACUACAGCAUCACAACCGUUGGAAUGUACUAAUGCUACAAAUGCGUUGACUACACCGGUGUCAGUAUCUGUAGCCUCACCAACGAACAUUACCAAUGUUGGCGCUGGGUCCCCUUGUUCAUCUAGCGAAGACAAAAAUAUCCAAUCAAAGAGACUUCAUGUAUCAAAUAUACCCUUUAGAUUUAGAGAGCCUGACUUGCGUGCCAUGUUUGGGCAAUUUGGACCAAUUCUUGAUGUUGAAAUAAUAUUUAAUGAGCGUGGAUCAAAGGGAUUCGGUUUUGUAACGUUUGGGAAUAGCGCUGACGCUGAUGAGGCUCGCGAACAUCUUCACGGAACAGUUGUUGAAGGCAGAAAAAUAGAGGUGAACAAUGCAACAGCAAGAGUGCAAACUAAAAAAGUAGCUGCGCCUUUGCAAUUACCAAAUGUAUUACUCUCUAGAAACGGAGUAUUGCCGAACCUUGCCGCUGCAGCAGCACUCAGAGGGGCAGCUAUACAACGUGGCCGGGCUGUGGCGGCCGCGAACGCCGUCAGGAACGCGGCCGCAAUGGCUGCUGUGGCCGCGGCGUCCAACGGCGGAUUUCCGUCGGUCGGUGCUCCAGGAUUCAACACCGCUAGACUGCCAGCGACCAGCAUUGCCGUCACGCCCAAUCCGUUACAAGCUAUAAACACGGCUCCCGGUUCUUACGCCCCUAAAAUGUGUUUCAGUGGAGUGUACUAUGAUCCAUUCCUGGCAGCUCAAGCUGCAGACAAUAACUACAGGUUACAGGCAGGAGCAGUCAAUGAGGUAGCUGCCGCAGCAGCAGCCGCGUCACCCCUACUUAAGGCCGCAGCCGCAGCCCAGGGGACUCCAGCGUUGUCGUCCGCCGCAGCGGUGGCCCAAGCGCAACAGGCAUCCUACGUUGCCGCCGCCACGUACACAGCCGCAGCGGCUAGAGCGUAUAACGCGGCGGCUGCAGCCGCCAACAACCAGAUGGCCAACCCGGCGGCCGCCGCCGCUGCUACGUACACGGCGUUGCCAGCUGGAUAUACUGGGCGUGAAUACACCGCAGAAUCAUACUUAGCUAGUCACGGUAUUGGUCCAGUCACUGGAUACGGGCCAAUGUACCGAAGUGGCUACAACCGAUUCACCCCGUACUGAUUAUAAUAUAUAAUAUAAUAAUAUUAUCCUAUGAGAUUAUUAUAUACAUUACGAUUAAUUAUAAUUUUUACUCGUGCAUAUAUAUGUAAGAAGGCAGCCAUAUAAAAUAAUAUAUAUAUAUAUAUAUUAAAUCCAUUGAUAUACAUAAAUAUUUGAUAACGCGGUGAAGAGAUGAAUUUAGAUUAAUGUCUCUCGUCUGAUACUCCCUCUCCUGACCGUGUGAACUUGGGCAACGAUUUUUGUAAUAUUUUUUAAAAAAUCAUUUAACACCAUUUAAACAUAGAUAUUAUAUAAUGUACAUUGUACUUAUUACACGAUUAAUUAAUAAUUGUAGUCGUUUGCAUUUAUCUCUGUUACCGACGUUGUUAAUAUUGCGUAAAAUGUAUAAAAGCUGACCACCCCCGAUCCUUUAUCCUUCACCUCGACCGCUUGACUUUUUUUUAAAUAGUUUAAUUAUUAUAGGUAUUUAUGUAUAUUAACGAUUUAGGACUCCAAACCCUUUCCGAAUUUUGUACAUCCAUAUACUUUGUACGCCAUUUAUUUAUUUAUAUUAUUAUUUUAAUUGUUAUUAUAUGAUUAUUAUUAUUCGAUUUCCAAUCCCUGCUGACCAUCACUUGCUCCUUCUCUACCCCGUUUCCAAAUAUUGUUGAAAUACAUUAAUAAAUAGUAACUAUGAACAAAAUAUCAUGACAAAAAUAUAUAUAUAUAUAUAUAUAUAUAAAAAAAUUACCUUAGAUUAUGCUUAUAUUUGUAUGAUUAUAAUACAUUAUAUUUGUUAUUAUUAUUAUUUGACAUAAAAUCGUUUGAAUCUCGAUUGAUGGACAUUCGUGAGUUGGUGGGGAAAAAAAGAAUCUCGACAGUAAUAAUUAUUUUUCAUAGAUAAUGAUGGAAUAAUAACAACAUCGAAAGGCGUUGGUAGUGGGUUUUCUCUUUUCUAAGAGUAAAAUUUUAUCGCCGCCGUUGCCUUUUGAUUACGUUUGUUGCUAAAAUACUACCUUAGACCACGAUUAUUUUAGCGACUUUGUGUGUAUAUAUAUAUAUGUUCAUGUGUAUAUAUAUUAUUUUAAAUUAUAGGAAAAACGAUCUGAAUGUUCACCAACCAACAAUUAUAUAUUAUAUAUAUUACAGCUCUCUCAAUUUGUUUGUUUAUAUGUUUUUUUUUUUUUAGUUCAUUUUUAUAAUAAUAUAUUAUAAUUUUAAGUUUUAUUAUUACUAUUAUAUUUUUUCUUUUUUACGGAAGCUCCGAACAAGAAACAUCACACUUAGAUUUUUUUUUUUUGUUUUUAUAAUACAAUUAUUAUUAUCAUUAUUAUUAUAUAUAUAUUACUAUUUUAAAUUUCUGUACAAUCGUGUCUAGUUAAUUUAUUUAUUCUGUUAGCGAGUACAAAAUGGCGAUAUAAUAUUUAUUUAUGUAUAUUAUUAUGAAUAAUGAUAAUAAUAAUAAUAGCGCACAACAUAAUAUUAUAUACAUUUUUUUUCUAAACAAAAGGACCGCACAAAUAUUAUCGUGUUACGAAACCAAAAAGAAAAAAUAAUUUAAACAAAAACAAUUGUGUACCAAUUAUUCAAUUGUUAAUAUAUUAUUAUAAAAUAUAUACUUUAAAUCCAAAUUUUGUUUAUC
Rhopalosiphum maidis (corn leaf aphid) is the source of this 3809-nucleotide messenger RNA. RefSeq names its product RNA binding protein fox-1 homolog 2-like. Bases 599 to 2188 code for a protein of 529 amino acids. Gene Ontology annotation, cellular component: nucleus; cytoplasm. Gene Ontology annotation, molecular function: mRNA binding. Gene Ontology annotation, biological process: regulation of alternative mRNA splicing, via spliceosome; nervous system development. NCBI's taxonomy places the organism in Eukaryota, Metazoa, Arthropoda, Insecta, Hemiptera, Aphididae. The record is from RefSeq and is a predicted model, not a curated record. The transcript has 13 exons.